Messenger RNA from Aspergillus heteromorphus CBS 117.55, 1216 nucleotides. RefSeq names its product TDT family transporter. Gene Ontology annotation, cellular component: plasma membrane. The transcript is spliced from 5 exons. Gene Ontology annotation, molecular function: sulfite transmembrane transporter activity. Lineage: Eukaryota; Fungi; Ascomycota; Eurotiomycetes; Eurotiales; Aspergillaceae. The coding region runs from base 35 to 1216 and encodes 393 amino acids. Gene Ontology annotation, biological process: sulfite transmembrane transport; transmembrane transport. The record is from RefSeq and is a predicted model, not a curated record.
CACAUCUCUUCCUCGACAACAAAUAUCUUUUACCAUGCCGCAAGAUCCACCCCCUCCUGCAUCAAACGACGAUGUGGGCUGGCGUCGAGUGGUCCGCCAUUUCACUCCCUCAUGGUUCUCCGUCAUCAUGGGCACCGGGAUGGUGUCCAUAUUAUUAAACAGCCUACCUUACAACGGCAUCUGGCUGUACUGGGUCUCGAUCGUGGUGUUUGCACUCAACACCCUUCUCUUUCUCCUAGGGCUGAUCAUCACCCUCCUCCGGUACAUCCUGUAUCCGCAGAUCUUCCUCGCCAUGAUCAGACACCCAGUGCAGUCCUGCUUCCUGGGGACGUUUCCGAUGGGCUUCGCGACCAUCAUCAACAUGUUCUGCGCUGUGUGCGUACCGGCCUGGGGGGAGUGGGCGCGAUAUUUCGCCUGGGGGAUGUGGAUAUUUGAUGCUGUGAUUUCUGUUCUGAUUGCUUUGUCGCUUCCUUUCUUGAUGAUGUACCACGGAAACGAAACCCAACUAUCGUCCAUGACCGCCGUCUGGCUCCUCCCGAUCGUCUCCUGCGUGGUGGCCUCCACCUCCGGCGCCAUCGUCGCCGACAUCCUCCCGGACCCACAGCUCGCCCUCUGGACAAUCAUCACCAGCUACGUCCUCUGGGGCAUCGGAAUGCCUCUCGCUUUCAUGGUCAUGUCGAUCUACUUCCAACGGCUCACCCUGCACAAGCUCCCGCCUCGCGCUGUGAUUGUCAGUGUCUUUUUGCCGUUAGGUCCGCUGGGUCAAGGCGGAUAUGCGAUCAUGAAACUCGGCCUCGCCGCACAAACCAUCUUCCCCCAAACCAACACGCUCGAAGGCUCCUCCGGCCCCACCUUCUACACCGUGGGCUUCCUGAUCGCGCUCAUCCUGUGGGCCUUUGCCCUCGUGUGGCUCUUCUUCGCCUCCGCGUCCAUCGCCCACUGCAAGACCUUCCCGUUCAAUAUCGGCUGGUGGGGCUUCACGUUCCCGCUGGGCACCUUUGCGCUGAGUAGUUGUCAGCUGGGGAGGGAGCUGCCGUCGAGGUUUUUUGCUGUUUUUGGGACGAUCAUCUCCCUGUGCGUGGUUCUUCUAUGGAUCGUCGUGAGUAUCGGCACUUUGAGGGGCGUGGUAUCGGGGAAGAUCUUCUUUGCGCCGUGCUUGGGGGAUUUGGCGGUUGGGGUUAGGAAGGCUGAGAGGGGUUGUGGGGGGAAGGUUUGA